Messenger RNA from Polyodon spathula (Mississippi paddlefish), 5573 nucleotides. RefSeq names its product SNF-related serine/threonine-protein kinase-like. Bases 355 to 2796 code for a protein of 813 amino acids. NCBI's taxonomy places the organism in Eukaryota, Metazoa, Chordata, Actinopteri, Acipenseriformes, Polyodontidae. Gene Ontology annotation, cellular component: cytoplasm. Gene Ontology annotation, molecular function: protein serine/threonine kinase activity; tau-protein kinase activity; ATP binding. Gene Ontology annotation, biological process: intracellular signal transduction; protein phosphorylation; microtubule cytoskeleton organization. The record is from RefSeq and is a predicted model, not a curated record. The transcript has 6 exons.
AGUUGGAGAGAGGAUGGUGAUUUCGCUGAGUUGCAGUUCCAGUGACGCUUCUAGGGAACAGCGCUAAGGAAAUAUACACACAUUAACACGGAAGGUAUAGACUACUGUACUUCUCUCCAUUGAUUUUAAAUAUACACAACACGUUAUAACAAACGGAGCUCUGCUGGCUUUCAAGGAACUGGUUUCACGUUGUUGUAGGGGGUUCAGUGUUCGAGAUGCUGGGAUUAGGGGUCUGUUUGAAACCUAGCAACAUGGUCUCCUCACUUGCAGAUGUGUUGAAGUAAGUCGGUGACUCCCAACACUAGAAAAGCUUCCUCGGACCCUUCGCCUGACACUUCAUCGCGGGGAACCGGCAUGGCAGGAUUCAAACGGGGGUACGAUGGGAAGAUCGCCGGACUGUAUGACCUGGAUAAAACCUUGGGCCGGGGCCACUUUGCAGUUGUCAAGCUGGCCCGGCAUGUGUUCACAGGGGAGAAGGUGGCAGUGAAGGUCAUCGAUAAGACCAAACUGGACUCUGUGGCGACCGGUCACCUGUUCCAGGAGGUGCGCUGCAUGAAGCUGGUACAGCAUCCCAACAUCGUGAGGCUGUACGAGGUCAUUGACACUCAGACCAAGCUCUAUCUAAUCCUGGAGCUGGGUGAUGGUGGAGACAUGUUCGACUACAUCAUGAAGCAUGAGGAGGGACUCAGCGAGCAACUGGCCAAGAAAUACUUUGCGCAGAUUGUCCACGCCAUCUCCUACUGUCACCGGCUCCAUGUGGUACACAGAGAUCUCAAGCCUGAGAACGUGGUCUUCUUUGAGAAACAGGGGCUGGUCAAGCUCACAGACUUUGGCUUCAGUAACAAGUUCCAGCCUGGCAAGAAGCUGACCACAAGCUGCGGCUCACUGGCUUAUUCAGCACCUGAAAUCCUGCUGGGGGACGAGUAUGAUGCUCCUGCAGUUGAUAUUUGGAGCUUGGGAGUAAUUCUUUUCAUGUUGGUUUGCGGACAGCCACCUUUUCAGGAAGCCAACGACAGCGAGACUCUCACCAUGAUUAUGGACUGCAAAUACACCGUGCCAACGCACGUCUCACAAGACUGCAAAGAUUUAAUUAACCGGAUGUUGCAGAGAGACCCAAAAAGGAGAGCCUCCUUAGAAGAAAUAGAGAACCAUGCUUGGCUCCAGGGAGUGGACCCCUCUCCAGCAACCAAAUACAACAUCCCCCUUGUCUCCUACAAGAACCUCUCUGAGGAGGAGCACAAUGGGAUUAUCCAGCGCAUGGUGCUGGGAGACAUCGCUGAUCGUGACACCAUUGUUGAGGCUUUGGAAACUAACAAGUACAAUCACAUCACCGCCACUUACUUUCUACUUGCCGAGAGGAUUCUGAGAGAGAAGCAAGAGAAAGAAAUCCAAACCCGCUCUGCCAGCCCCAGUAGUAUCAAAGCGCAGUUCAGGCAAUCCUGGCCAACAAAGAUCGAUAUCCACCAAGAUCUUGAGGACAGCCUGGCAGCUUCUUCCAUCUCUCACUCAAGUAUCCCACAGUCGCCAGCCCGUAGUGCUGAGAAUCUGCUCAACGGACACCGUAGCAAAACACUGCUGGAACUGGGGAGACGGGAAGAGGUGGCACAGUCCUCGCUGUUGUCCUUGGUCUCCGCAGGCACCUCCUCCGUGCUGUCCUCCCUAACCACCACCACCUCCUUGAAACCCGCUGCGGCCGCUGCAGCCACCAACAAGGGUCGCACAUGUCUUUUCCGGGUGGAGGAGGAUGAGGAAGAGGAGGAGGAAGAGCAGCAACUGGCCCAGCUCCCCACCCAGGUGGUCCUACGGCGCAAGCCCUCCAUCACCAACCGGCUGACAUCCCGCAAGAGCGCUCCAGUCCUCAACCAGAUCUUCGAGGAGGAGGGCGAGUCUGAUGACGACUUCGAAAUGGACGAAAGCCUGCCGCCCAAGUUGAGCCGCCUCAAGAUGAACGUUGCCUCACCUGGCACCGUCCACAAGCGCUACCAUCGCCGGAAAAGCCAGGGCCGCGGUUCGAGCUGCAGCAGCUCCGAGACCAGUGAUGAUGACUCGGAGAACCACCGCCGCCGACUGGACAAAGAAACCGGCUUUGCUUAUUCUUGGAACCGGCGGGAUAGCAGCGAGGGACCGCCUGGCAACCCGGGAGGGAACGGUGGUGGGGGAGGAGGAGGAAGUGGACAGAGCAAACCCCCUGGGGAGGGCAACCCAGGGCCAGAUAGGGGCAGCCCACCUGGAGGAGGUGGUGGAGGUGGGGGCAGCAAAGGUGGGGAUGGCAGCCCUUCUAGCAGCCCCAGUGGCGGCAGUACAAACAACACUUCAGGUUCCACCCGCAGCUGCUCACAUUCCUCCCCUUCGCACAAGACUGCUGGUGAGCUAGUGGAGAGCCUGAAGCUCAUGAGUCUCUGUCUGAGCUCCCAGUUUCAUGUUGGUGGUAAUAGUGGCCUUGCGGGCAGCAAGUACAUCAUAGACCCUCAGAACAACCUGACCUUCCCCAGCGUAAAGGUGCAGGAGAAGUCCACCUGGAAGAUGUGCAUCGGCUCCAACGGCAGCCUGGACAAGACCUUGUCACCUACUAGCACAGCCAUACGUGUCGGCCUGGGUGGCCCUAAGUCUUAUCCCGGCCAAACGACUGCCAUCAUCAAUGAACUGGAACUGGCUAAGAAGAACAACAUGAACUUGAAGAACAAUGUCCUGCAGCUACCUCUCUGUGAAAAGACCAUCUCUGUGAACAUUCAGCGGAACCCUAAGGACGGCCUGCUUUGUACCUCAAGUCAAACCAGCUGCUGUCAAGUGAUAUGAUGAUGGAUGUCUUACCACCUACAACCAUCUCUGUAGCAUACUCUUACUUGACAGUACCACUCUUUCAGUUCAGAACUGUGAAUAACCUCUCUGUAAACAUCCCUUUUUAUUUUUGUCUUAAGCUUUUAUACAGGCUUCAAGAGUUAUUUAUUGUGUAUCGAGUAGAUCGACAAUGCAUGAAGAGGUGCAUGCUGCUAGUGUUUUUUUUUUUGUUUUGUUUUCUCACCUCUAAGGACCUCCCCGCCCCUCCCCAUUUUUUUUUUAAGCUUAUAGUUUAGUUGUAGGGUUCCCCAAACAAAGGGAUAGAAUUAAAACAUUUUAUUAAAAAUUAAAGUUUUGUAGUUGAAAUAAAAAGGAAAAAAAAAAAAAUUGGCACUUGACAGCUUUAUGAACAAGCUUAGCACGUGUUAAUUGGGAACUGAUCAGCCCCUGCUUUGUGGAAUGUAUGUGAUAAGCGCUAUUAGGAUGGAGAACCAAAGCAAUAAAGUGAGACCUUGACAAGCCUUUGAGAGGGCUUCUGAUAUUCCAAGGCUUUCGCAAGUCAGAGAUGCAAUGAAAGUUAAUAUAGUAAUCUUAAUAUUGAUUUGAUCUCCACACAGUCUUAAAUUUGCCAUUUGUGCAAUUCACCAAUAGAAUUAAAGGAAAAAAAAUAAUGCCUAUGUGGUAAGAGCUGAAAUAUUGCAUUUUACCAUGACAGACGAGACUAAUCGUGCUGUUACUUGAAAUUGCACACAGACAAUCUUUGUAAAAAACAUGAUCUAAAUUAGUUAGAUUUUUAGUUGCUGAUGAAAUAAGGAUAUAUUAAUUACAUUUUCUUACUAGUAGUCCUUGUUCUUGUACCGAAUUCCUCUAUAACCCAAUUCGCACAUACUUGACAGUUUCAGUAAGCGCAUUUUUCGUCCAUAUCAGUGGUUAAAAUUAUUUUUUUUUUUAUCUGCAGUGGAUCUUUGCUACAUAACUAGAGCUCUAUGUGUGGUGAAAUAAUAAUAUAUUAUAACAACAUUUAAACAAACUGGCUAGGCUAUAGCUUGACCUGUAAUGUAAAUCAUUACACAAUAAGAUAUUGCAUACAGUGAUCAAUCUGUACACCAAAAAAUGAGAAAAUAAAAAGCAUAGCUCAGUACUGUAAUUGUUUUUAAUGGUGAUGCAAUAUUGUAGAAGCACUUCUACUGUGGUUGUGCAGACAUGCUAAGCAAUCCCCUUAUAUAUUAAUCAUGUCUAUUUUUAUUUAUUUUUUCAAUUCUAUUUUAAUUUAAUUUUAAUUCUGUGGGAAACCAGUUGCAGUAUUAGAGAAUUGUCUCAGAUGCACUGUUUUGAAUGAGAGGGCAGUAGCAGGAGUCAGUGUUACAGAUUUAAAGUGAAGUAAAGGUGAGAAAGACAGCAGAGGUUACCAACAGCCACUGCCAAUCACUGACUACUCCUGUUUGGAUAUCUAAAGUUUUAGUUUCCUUGAUAUCAGCCCAAGCCAGUGCUGUAAAAAUAUAUAGGCUCAGUACACUGUCACAGUCCUCUUUGUCAAAUGAGUAUUGAGUCGAUAAGCUGCAAUGAACAGACUUGGUAGAAAGACACUGAUGACAGAACCAUCCUUCCGAUAAAAUGUUUGCAUUUCAGUGCCUACAUCGGAAACCUACACUACAGGAAGGGUUGAUAAGCUAUGAGUAGGAGGGUGUUCCCACUUGUUCUGUUUUUCCAUUUUCACACUCUCCAGCUGUAAAACUCCAUCUUCUGUCAGUCGAGGCCUGCAUACGUUUAUUUUAACUGGAUCUGUAUAAUCUGUAUAAUGUAUCUUGCAGCACUUUGUGUAGGAAAAAGAUUCAAAUGUGGAUUUGUGAGGUAUAGUUUCAGCAACAGCUGAAUAUUGCCUUCUGCAACUGUCUACUAGUGUGUACUGUGCCAGAAUGUUACUUUGAAAGUGUGCCAAUGGGACAUGGACAUGGUUUCAGGGAGCCUUCAGCUACUGUAAACCUACUUCACCCAGCUGGAGUGCUUCCAAUGUGAGAAAUGGUUUGGUUUCAACAAAUCCAAGACAAUUUGGGAAGGACACAGCAAAAAUAUUUUUAAAUGUUAUUCUCAGUAUGCAGUUCUUGAGACUUGGUAUAAUCAAUGAUAACUCAAGAUCCCAUUUAGUACGAAAUGCUGUGAUUUAAACCCAUUACCUGGGGUUUUCAUUUUUCAAAAUUAAUUUUUGUCUCUUUCCAGUAUUGGUUUCUAAAGUAAAUUGCACCUCAGUUAUUUUUUUAACACACUAUUUCUUAGACUCGUUUUAAAAUAAGAGUUUUAAUAUGUAGAUUAUAGUCUUUUUAUUUUAAUAACAAAGUUAAUUAAUUUGUUUUCAGAGGUCUGCUGAAAUAAUGGUUUUAUCGUGGAUUGGAGGGAGUGAGUUUGUUUGUUUGUUUAAGAGCCAAAAAGUAGCAUGUUUCUCAAGGCAACAAUAUGGCUAUAGUGGUGCUAUCAUUUUGAUUUAAUCCAGAGCUCAGUUCAGUGCACAAGUUCAAGCUUCGAGUUAACUUGAAUAGCGUGCUGUGGACGGUGCAGACCAUUCUGUGAUGGCUAGUGUUUGGCAGUGUUCAAUAGCCGUAUAAAAGAUAAUUAAAAUAAUGGGCUGCUCGCAAUUCUUGACCGUUACUUAAUAUUAAUACUUAAGAAAAAUAAGGAUAUUGUUAUAUUAAAAGGGCAUUGGCAAUAAUCUAUAUGUUGCAGCUAUCUGUAAAUAUAUAUUUUUGUUGGUUUAUAUUUUUAAAAUGUACAGCCUUGGAAUGGCACCUUUUUGGGGAGGG